Messenger RNA from Ichthyophthirius multifiliis, 417 nucleotides. RefSeq names its product zinc finger cdgsh-type domain protein. Gene Ontology annotation, molecular function: 2 iron, 2 sulfur cluster binding. The transcript is spliced from 3 exons. Gene Ontology annotation, cellular component: intracellular membrane-bounded organelle. The record is from RefSeq and is a predicted model, not a curated record. NCBI's taxonomy places the organism in Eukaryota, Ciliophora, Oligohymenophorea, Hymenostomatida.
AUGAUUAAAAGAAAUUUUAAACAAAUCUAAACAAAUUUUAUAAAAAAUUUAAAAUUUACAUAUAAAAAGCUUAAAGAAGUUCCAAAAGAAGAAUUCAUAGUAACUCAAACAUCAACAAAGCCAACCCAAAUAACAGAUGUUAAAAAUCCUAAAGUCGGUGAAAAAAAAUAUAAAUGGUGUUCUUGUGGAUUAAGUUUAUCAUAAGUAAUAAUAUCCAUUCCUUUUUGUGAUGGAUCUCAUAAAGGAACUGCUUUUAUUCCUUUUAGGUUUACAAUUGAAGAAGCAGUUAAUUAAAUAUAACUUUGUGGCUGUAAAUUUACAAAAAAUGCACCUUUUUGUGAUAGAGAAACUUGUUAAUGCUUAGUUUCUUCAAAUAAAACUAUAGAUAACAAUACAGACAAAAAUAUAUAAAAUUGA